Messenger RNA from Spizellomyces punctatus DAOM BR117, 1370 nucleotides. RefSeq lists its product as uncharacterized. NCBI's taxonomy places the organism in Eukaryota, Fungi, Chytridiomycota, Chytridiomycetes, Spizellomycetales, Spizellomycetaceae. The coding region runs from base 18 to 1160 and encodes 380 amino acids. The record is from RefSeq and is a predicted model, not a curated record. Gene Ontology annotation, molecular function: protein binding. The transcript is spliced from 7 exons.
CGCAAUUCGCAAAACAAAUGACACCGCCAGAGAUCGUUUCGCCUUCGUUUAUCCUGCGAGGACACACCGCACCCGUCUUGUGCUUGGACUUGUGCUCUAAAGCGACGGCCUCCAAAGUAGCGUCGGGGGCGGAAGACGGUACAGCGAGAGUUUGGGACAUUGCUACGGCCAAAUGCGUUCGAGGCUUGAGGGGGCUUGAAGAGAAUACUGAAGUGUCAAGUGUUUGUUUUUCUGGGGACGACCUGCUGUAUGUCGCUGCUGGCCACCAGGUGCGGCUAUUUGACCUCAGAAGUCCUGGCCUUGUUUUGAACCAAUCGACUCAGAUCGGUGUUUCUGCAGAGGAUGAAAUAAAUCAUAUCGCCUUGAACGAGAAACGAACCUUUUUGGCGACAGCUGACGAUAGCGGACAUGUAACCGUGACGGAUCUACGCACAACUCGAGUAUUCAAACGCUUCCGCCAGCGUCAUGAAAACUUAGCCACAUGCGUUCGAUUUCAGCCAAACAGAUCUUGGGACGUGUGGAGUGGGGGAAUGGACAGCACGCUAAUUCACUGGGAUUUUUCGAAAGGCUGUCCUGUCGAACAAUUUCCUUUUGCUACAUCUGAACAAUCGCAAAGCGCACAAUCUGUCAACCCUCCCUUUGUGCAUUCCCUCGAGUUUUCACCUGAUGCCCGUUUACUUGCGGCCGGUCUUGGGGAUGGUUCGGUAGCACUCCUCAAUGUCAGUGGCAAGAAAAACGCCGAUGCAGAGCGAUCGACGCGGAAAGGCAGGUCGAGUUCUGCUUUGAAAGCUCGGUUAAUGGAUGGGCAUAGCUGGGCUGUUAGCGCUGUAACAUUUCCACGUUGUGAGCGGGGACCACUACUAUCGGGGGGAAUUGACGGCAAUAUUGUACUGUGGGAUAUUCCAGCAAGCGAUGGAGAAGGGGAAGGCGUCAUUAAGCGGCGCUUGCAUAUAGGACGUAAAACUAAUUGCCUAACUUCAGCAUUUUGCUCUGCUCGAGGUUCUACAGAGGCAGCAAAGGACUCAACAAACCAGGCCGACGAAUCGUUCCUAGUCUUUGGGGGAGGCACCUUGCUACCGGGACAACGCAUAACAGACACCGGAAAGCGUUCUGAAGGAGAUAUUGACGUGUUUGCAGUUUCAUGGCCUGGAUCAACGUGACUCGGGAUUUGAUGACAUUUAGUAUCAUCCAUCUGCUCUUGUAGAGUGGCAUUUUACGCAUAGCAGGAACUCGUCUGAUGCAUACCAAUGCAAGUGGCACAUGCCCUACUACUCUAGUUCUCCAGAUUGAGAGAUAGAAUCCUAGUCUAUGUACAAGUGUGCUAAAAACAAAAUCCCCUUGCCAUUGGCCUUCGCCACUCCAUAUGCCAG